CCACCCGACUCGUUGCUCCGCCCAGAGGAGGGCGCGCCGCGGGGGUCCUUCCAAGAUGGCGGCGCAGAGGAGGAGUCUGCUGCAGAGUGAGCAGCAACCGAGUUGGACAGACGACCUGCCACUCUGCCACCUCUCUGGAGUGGGAUCAGCCUCCAACCGCAUCUACUCUGCUGAUGGCAAGGGCACUGAGAGCCACCCUCCGGAGGACAGCUGGCUCAAGUUCAGGAGUGAGAACAACUGCUUCCUCUAUGGGGUCUUCAAUGGCUACGAUGGCAACCGGGUGACCAACUUUGUUGCCCAGCGGCUGUCCGCAGAGCUCCUGCUCGGCCAGCUCAACGCCGAGCACACCGAGGCUGACGUGCGGCGGGUGCUGCUGCAGGCCUUUGAUGUGGUGGAGAGGAGCUUCCUGGAGUCUAUCGACGACACCCUGGCUGAGAAGGCCAGCCUCCAGUCCCAGCUGCCAGAGGGCGUCCCUCAGCACCAGUUGCCUCCUCAGUAUCAGAAGAUCCUUGAGAGGCUCAAGACGCUGGAGAGGGAGAUUUCAGGAGGAGCCAUGGCCGUGGUGGCCGUCCUUCUCAACAACAAACUCUACGUCGCCAAUGUAGGUACGAACCGGGCACUUCUAUGCAAAUCUACGGUGGACGGGUUGCAGGUGACCCAACUAAACGUGGACCACACCACAGAGAAUGAGGAUGAGCUCUUCCGCCUCUCACAGCUGGGUUUGGACGCAGGAAAGAUCAAGCAAGUGGGGAUCAUCUGUGGGCAGGAGAGUACCAGGCGCAUUGGGGAUUAUAAAGUCAAGUACGGCUAUACUGACAUUGACCUGCUCAGUGCUGCCAAGUCCAAACCCAUCAUCGCAGAGCCAGAAAUCCAUGGAGCACAGCCUCUGGAUGGGGUGACCGGCUUCCUGGUCCUGAUGUCUGAGGGGCUGUACAAGGCCCUGGAGGCCGCCCACGGGCCUGGCCAAGCCAACCAGGAGAUUGCUGCAAUGAUUGACACUGAGUUCGCCAAGCAGACCUCCCUGGAUGCAGUGGCCCAGGCUGUGGUGGACCGGGUGAAGCGCAUCCAUGGUGACACCUUCGCCAGUGGUGGGGAGCGUGCCAAGUUCUGCCCACGACACGAGGACAUGACCCUGCUGGUGAGGAACUUUGGCUACCCGCUGGGUGAAAUGAGCCAGCCCACACCAACCCAGGCCCCAGCUGCAGGGGGCCGCGUGUACCCCGUGUCCGUGCCCUACUCGAGUGCCCAGAGCACCAGCAAGACUAGCGUGACCCUCUCCCUCGUCAUGCCCUCCCAGGGCCAGAUGGUCAAUGGGGCCCACAGUGCUUCCACCCUGGACGAAGCCACUCCCACGCUCACCAACCAGAGCCCUACGCUGACCCUGCAGUCCACCAACACCCACACCCAGAGCAGCAGCUCCAGCUCCGACGGCGGCCUCUUCCGCUCCCGGCCCGCCCACUCUCUCCCRCCUGGCGAGGACGGCCGCGUGGAGCCCUACGUGGACUUUGCUGAAUUUUAUCGCCUUUGGAGCGUGGACCAUGGCGAGCAGAGCGUGAUGACGGCRCCGUAGCCUGGCCAGCGAGUACAGCCCAGUGGACCUCAAGUGAGGGCRGGAGCCAGCCCUGGUUCAGCCUUUCCUGACUGCCUGUGCCCAGGAGCAGGGGCACCCCCGUCCUCGGCCUGCACCAGCCUCUGCCCCGUGGCUCUUGGGCUGUAGAGCUGCGGGUGCAGACUGUGCUGCUUGUCCAUGCCUUGUCACCUCGCGGGAGGCUGGAGGCCACUCUGCCACAGCCUCAGCCAGGACAUUGCUGUUCCUCAGAGCAAGGGCCCAAGUGUGGAAGCUGUAGCUGGCCUGCAGGCCACCGGGGAUUCCUUCAGCCCUGCAGCAGCGUGGGAAGAGGCUGUCCUGUGGGCCCCGAGUGCCACCAUCUCCUGUAAAAUAACCUGGGCCACUGCUAGCGCCCCUCCACUCCCAGGAAGUGGUUUCCCCUCUCCAGCUUCUCAGCCUCGUGUUCCCAUGGCCACCGGGACCAGGUCAGACGGAGAGGACCCGAGAGAACUGGCCUAAGAGAAGCCCUGGAGCUGCCAGAGGGGCGUGCACUGGGCAGCUGGGCCUUCCCAAGAGGGUGCUGGAGAGGUGAGGCUGAGCCCCGCUGAGCUGUGAAGAGGCAGGGCAGGCCCAAGUCAGUGAGCCAGUUCCACCCUGCAUCCUCCCUACUGGUGCUAGGGAGGCCACAUUAGGAACAGGUGAGGUGCGUGGCCUUUACACUGGGGACGAUUCUGGAAGACUCUGGUUGACACACUGCCUGUGGGUCAGGCUGAGGGGCGUGGUCAAGAGAAAAGAGCAAAAACUGGUUCCACAAGGGAAGAGAUGCCUCAAGGCCUUGAAGGGGAAGGACUGGGCUGGCCAGGCCUGGGCUGCACCGCUUCACACGGUCUGUCACCACUGGAGGGACACCRCCAGGGCUGCCAGGAAGGGUUGCCAUUCCCAUUUUCAGAGGAGGAAACAGAGACUUGCUCCUUGCCAGUGUCACACCAUCGAUGGCAGAGCUGGAGCUCAGGCCUGUGGCUUCUUUAGAGUCUGCAACCCAUGAUGUCCCUCUGGCCAGGGACCUGCCACCACUGAACAGCCCCAGUAUGCUUGUUCUCUGUAGUGUGGAGGCUGGCCCCAGGGUCCCCUGCCUGCUCCAUGAUCCCAAAGUCCAUUUCUGCAGCAGAGCUGAGGCCAGUGCAGUGCCAGGGACAGGCCGGGUCUCCUGGGGAAGCAGAGGAAAGGCAGCUGCCCGCCCCUGUGAAGCCCCCCAUCGCUCUCCUGCAGGGAGCAGGUUAAACCGUCACAAAGGCUCUGGAACAAAGGGAAUUCUCCCAGGAAUGCCUCGGACGCUGUUUGGCUGUUUGGUCUCUCGCAGUAGAGUUCUGUUUUUAAUGCAGUAAAGUCACACAGGGUGGCGUCACAUGGUGCAGUGUCUGUCCCACAUGACUCUCUCCCUGGGAGGUGGCUGCCUCCUGUCCUGCCCAGGAUGCUAAGGACCAAGCUAGCCAGGCUGGUAAGGGCAGGGAUGGGGUGGAGCCAGGGGUUCUGACUACAGCUGUGCCCAUCGUCCCCAGGGGAGCACAGGCACUGCCUGCCAGGCGCUCACAGCCACACCGUUGCCAGGCGGCAGGGCCCCAGCCGUGCCAGGGGCUCCCCUGUGGUGCUCUCCUCACUCCCUGAGAGAGUGGAAGCCCAGGGCCUCUGUGUGUGGGUGGUGCUGUGGUCACCAGGGGAGGGGCCUCACCCUCUGGCUAGUUUGCUCUACUUGGCUUUGUUUGGUUAAGGAUGUUCUAUAAGCACCAGGCCGCAGGGGGCCUCUUUCUGCUCCCUGGGACAGACUCUCCCUCUGGAAGCGCAGGCCUGGCAGGCUGGGUGCUGCUUUGGUCCAGAGCUGUGGGUGUGGUCAGGGAGUCCUGCACACCUGCCUCACUGYCAGGCCUUUCAGAGUCUCUUCCUCCCUCAGCACCCAGCCGUGCCCUGGUGUCUGAUGACCACGGGGCCCUGCACACUCCUGCAGCCAUGGUGUCCCUCCGGCCACCCUCGGGGAGGUGGUGAGAGCACUGCUCUCUGGUGAGCCACAGGUGCAGGAGGCUUGAGCUGCCAGGCCUGGGCUGCACCGCUGCACACGGUCUCCGUCUCCACUGGAGGGACAGUGCCAGGGCUGCCGGCAGGCUGGCCGUUCCCCUUCUCAGAGGAGGAAACAGGCCACAUCCAACCCGAAGGCCCUGGGCACGCCCUAUUGGCCUUGUCUCCGUCCCUUGCUUUGGUGUCAUUUAGCUCUGUGUGAGCCCUCCUGAGGRCAAAUGGAAGGACACCACUGGAGGCCGGGUCCCCUUGGCUGAUGGUGAGGUGAGAGUGUGGGACUGAGGGAAGAGCCAGAGGUCAGGACUGGGAAACGUCCGACGGCCAGGCAGAGCUGUGCCGUGGCCAGUCACUGGUGAGCGUCUUCUCCAGGUGUCCAACAGGUGGCAGGYGGCUGGCCCUGGGCCCAGGGUCUUAGGGCUGACCCCUCCCACAGCUCUAGGGGGAGACCCUCGUUCCCUGAGGCAGGUGAGAGCCGGGAAGCCCACUGCCAGCCCCAUCCCUUGACAGCAGCCUGGGGCUCCACUGGGGCCCUGGACUGGACCAGCCAGAGAGCAAGGUCCCCUGGGCCACCACUGGUUGCUGUGACUUCCGGGCCUGGCCCCGGCCUCUGACUAUCCUGAGCUGGCCAUCCACCAGGCUGCAGCGCAGGUUCCCAAGACACCCCUGCUGAUGGGGCACCUCCAUGGGUGGCUGUGGGAGGGGACAGGAGCAGGGACUCUGGCUACCCUGAGUCACAAGGGAAGGCACAGGUGCUCUCCGCAUGCUGCCCCCUUCUCGUUCCCUCCUGUGGGAGGCCACCUGCCCACUCUGCUCAGUUUUCCUAGAAACUCACAAAUGUCACUUGCUGCUUUAUCUGUGUCAUCUCCCUUGUCCACUGUUAUCCAUUUUGUGAGRACAGCGACUUUGUGACCUUUACUCCACUGGCUCCAGCCCUAAGGCCCCUAGUGGGCCCUCUCACAAGUGCUUAGGGACUCAGUGGACGAGUGAGUGGGGGGAGGACUCGUCCUGUGACCUGGGCCAGGGGCUCGCKCUGAGCCUUGGUCUUCCCCUCUGUGAAGAUAGGACCUGCUUGUUGAGAUUAGCCAGUGGCCCCAGGCGGUCCCCUCCCUACCUCUGCCCUCCCGCCCSAGUGGAGCCUGGUCCAGGACACGUCCCUAGAGGAACACUACCCACAGGCACAUGCUCAAACCUGGGGUGGGGGGGACGGACAGCAGGCUUGAUGYCCCUGUGGCUGCUGGGACCCAGGGGCUGGGUGGUGGCUGUGGUUCUUGCCUCCUCUCAGCCGCAGACAGAGGCCGUGACCAGGCCCCCUACUCCCCCUCAGGAGUCUUUGGUGAUGCUUCCUUCUGGGGACCUCCUGAAACCUGGGAGAACUCUGGUCACUGCCACUCCUGGUGGGCUCAGCACAAGCACACUCUGUUCCCACUCAAAGGUGACACCAGCCCAGAGCAGACCAGUGCUGGACAUUUCCUCGAGACUGGGUGGCCUCAUGAGGACAGACCGCCUGGCAGCCAGCCUUGAGCAGUGUUGACCCCAGUGCCUGGACCCCAUAACUGCCUUUGGAGACCCCACAGGUGUCGGAGGACCCUGGACUGUGGCCGUUGCCAGACGCAGCCCUCUUGCCUUGUUCUYGGGCCACCAAGGGGCCGGGGUAGGGCAGAGGCGGGCCUUCAGCGCCGUGGCUGGUUUCCACGUGCACCAGGAUSAAGGUCCUGCACUGUGGCCUCGCAGAGCCAUCCCAGGGCCCACUUCUGAGCUCAGGCACCUCYGUGGCCCCAGCCUCUACCUCCAGCACCUGCUUUGCCGCUGGUCCUCCCCAGCCCCAGGACGACCACGGACAGGUGGUGAGUCACAGAGCAGGGCUCCAGAGCGUGGCUACAGGAAGGUCUUCACCCCAGGCCCCAGGGUUUGGGGRUCAGUAAUAUUAAAAUUCUCUCUCUUAAAAAAAAAAAGAAGUUAGAUGUGUCCUCGUUUUGUUCUGUGUGUGGGGGUGCCRGGAAUUGGACCCCUAGGCAAGCACUCCCCUAGAGCUACGUCCCCAGCCCUUGUCGUUCAUUCUGAAUACGUGGAUUCUGUAAUUAAAUUCAUACUA
Molecule: messenger RNA, 5711 nt
Organism: Urocitellus parryii (Arctic ground squirrel)
Lineage: Eukaryota; Metazoa; Chordata; Mammalia; Rodentia; Sciuridae
Gene: Tab1
Product: TGF-beta activated kinase 1 (MAP3K7) binding protein 1
Biological process (GO): protein dephosphorylation
Cellular component (GO): cytosol
Molecular function (GO): protein serine/threonine phosphatase activity
Source: RefSeq, a predicted model, not a curated record